AUAAUUGAAAAAAAGAAAAAGAAAAAUUCAUGAUAGAAAUUCCAGGACAUUAAUCGCUACAGGCACAAUUUCUCUCCGGCCACCGAAUUCUAGGGUUUUUUACUUAUCAGAUCUAAGCUUCAUCCAUAAGUCAACUGCAACUGUCAUUGAAUCGACAGCUAUUAACUCAUAGUCUUUGCGGGUUUCCUAUAUAGCCAGCCAAUUUCAAUCUUGUAGUACUAAUUUGGGUUGAAGGACGGAAUUGGGGUUGUUAAAAAGGUGCAAUCUUGAGCGGCCAAUGCAAUAUCGUUCAUUGAAUUGGUUUGAUUUUCACUGCGUUUCUGGAGAAUUUCCAAGAAUUUGAAGUCUAGUUAUGAGUUCAUCAAUGUCUUGGGCGGAACCAGCGGAUGUUUAUCUCUCUACUUCUCUUGCUAGUUAUCUUGACAAGAAACUUCUUGUGUUACUUCGAGAUGGACGGAAACUUUUAGGGAUUCUUCGUUCGUUUGAUCAGUUUGCUAAUGUUGUCCUAGAAGGUGCAUGUGAGCGUCUUAUCGUUGGUGAUCUAUAUUGCGACAUUCCAUUAGGUCUAUAUGUAAUCCGUGGAGAAAAUGUUGUUUUGAUCGGGGAGCUGGACCCGCUGAAGAUGGAACUACCCCCAAAUAUGGUCCGUGUUUCAGAACCAGAGAUAAGAAGUGCACAAAAAGUGGAGAGGGAGGCGUCGGAGCUCAUGGGUACCAUGAAAAAGAGGAUGGAUUUCCUUGAUAUGGAUUGAUGUUACAGAUUUUUCUCGGCUUUGCGCAGCUUUGCUGGAAACAGUACUUUCUCCGCCUCCCACAAAAUUAUCUUACUCCUCUUUUGCACUGACAACAUUUAGUACUGCAAACAGAUAAGUAGAUUUCUCAUUGACUUUUUGAAUUAUUUCCGCACACCUUCGUCUUUCCUGUCAAACUAUACAUGAUGUGUCUCCCUCCGGGAUCACAUUGUGUUAUUCGGGAAAGAAUCGAAAUUUGAAGUAGACGGGGGUCCUUCCGUAUAUUUUGUUCUGGAAGGGCUCCAGAGUCUUGUUCUUGUUGGUAUUUUUUGGUAUAAACUGGUAAUGAUCAAGGUGUUCAAUCUAUUGUUUUA
Salvia hispanica is the source of this 1104-nucleotide messenger RNA. It is a transcript of the gene LSM1B, whose product is annotated as Small nuclear ribonucleoprotein family protein. Gene Ontology annotation, molecular function: mRNA binding. Gene Ontology annotation, cellular component: P-body; Lsm1-7-Pat1 complex. The record is from RefSeq and is a predicted model, not a curated record. Gene Ontology annotation, biological process: deadenylation-dependent decapping of nuclear-transcribed mRNA. NCBI's taxonomy places the organism in Eukaryota, Viridiplantae, Streptophyta, Magnoliopsida, Lamiales, Lamiaceae.